Molecule: messenger RNA, 942 nt
Organism: Psammomys obesus (fat sand rat)
Lineage: Eukaryota; Metazoa; Chordata; Mammalia; Rodentia; Muridae
Product: olfactory receptor 4K3-like
Exons: 1
Coding region: 4-942 (312 amino acids)
Biological process (GO): G protein-coupled receptor signaling pathway
Cellular component (GO): membrane
Molecular function (GO): G protein-coupled receptor activity; olfactory receptor activity
Source: RefSeq, a predicted model, not a curated record
AAAAUGUAUGAAGAGAAUCAGUCUAUCGUAUCAGAAUUUGUACUUUGGGGACUUGCCCACUCACAGAGUACUCAGUUCUUACUCUUCAUGAUGUUUUUGAUGGUUUAUCUACUCAUUGUAUCUGGAAAUAUUCUUGUCAUGGUUUUAAUAAUGGUGGAUUCCCAUCUCCAUUCCCCUAUGUACUUCCUGUUGGCCAACCUGUCCUUUGUUGAUAUGUGGCUUUCCUCAAUCACCACUCCUAAAAUGAUCACAGACUUUCUCAGAGAAAACAAGACCAUUUCCUUUUCAGGGUGCAUGUCUCAAAUCUUCUUCAUCCAUUGCUUUGCUGAAGGAGAGGCAGUGCUGUUGGUGGUAAUGGCUUAUGACCGCUAUGUGGCCAUCUGCAAACCACUCCACUACUUCAUCAUCAUGAACCGGAAAAGAUGCACUGGGUUGGUGUUGACUUCCUGGACCAUUGGCUCAUGCCAUGCCUUGAGUCAUCUGGUAGUGAUUGUGCAGCUGCCCUUUUGUGGGCCCAAGGAAAUUGAUAGUUUUUUCUGUGAUAUGCCACUGGUAAUCAAGUUAGCUUGUAUGGAUUCUCAUGACUUGGAUAUUUUCACAAAUGUUGACUGUGGGGUUGUGGGUAUACCGUGCUUUAUUCUGUUGCUCAUAUCCUACACAUAUAUCCUUAGAACUGUACGACAGAACUCUAAAGCUGGUGCAUCUAAGGCCCUGUCCACUUGCACUGCCCACGUCAUGGUGGUGAUGAUCUUUUUUGUGCCCUGCAUCUUCAUCUAUGUAUGGCCCCUCAAAAUCACAUGGUUGGACAAAUUUUUUGCUGUAUUUUACUCUGUUUUCACACCUCUCCUAAAUCCAGCCAUUUACACAAUGAGAAAUAAAGAGAUGAAAAAUGCUAUGAAAAGGUUAAUAAAUAACUGCUUGGAUUCCAGAAGAAAAUUUUAA